Molecule: messenger RNA, 2384 nt
Organism: Hirundo rustica (Barn swallow)
Lineage: Eukaryota; Metazoa; Chordata; Aves; Passeriformes; Hirundinidae
Gene: COL10A1
Product: collagen type X alpha 1 chain
Exons: 3
Coding region: 92-2128 (678 amino acids)
Molecular function (GO): protein binding
Source: RefSeq, a predicted model, not a curated record
CCAGUGGCAGAAGAACUCCUCAGUAGAGGAGUAUUCACUCCUCUACCACUCUGCAUUGGAUCUCCACAACAUUUUGAACAAAAUUGGAAACAUGCAUUUACAAAUAUCUUUACUGCUGCUGUUUUGUCUGAACAUUGUCCAUGGUGGUGAUGGAUAUUUUUCUGAGCGGUAUCAGAAACAAUCCAGUAUCAAGGGGCCACAUUUUCUACCAUACAAUGUAAAGAGUCAAGGUGUGCAGCAGGUAAGGGGGGAACAAGGACCCCCUGGUCCCCCAGGCCCCGCUGGACCAAGAGGACAACCAGGUCCUGCAGGAAAGCCAGGGUUUGGAAGUCCGGGUCCCCAAGGCCCCCCUGGUCCCCCAGGACCACCUGGGUUCUCUGCAGUUGGAAAGCCCGGAGUGCCAGGUCUACCAGGAAAGCCAGGAGCAAGAGGACUAAAUGGGGAGAAAGGAGAACCUGGACCUGUUGGACUCCCAGGAGCAAGAGGGCCACAAGGGCCACCCGGCAGCCCCGGCCCCGCAGGACUGACUGUCCCUGGCAAGCCAGGACCACAAGGCCCACCAGGAGCUCAGGGGCCAAGGGGACCCCCUGGUGAGAAGGGAGAGCCAGGCAUCCCAGGUGUAAAUGGACAAAAGGGAGAAAAUGGAUUCGGAAUUCCAGGCCGCCCAGGUGGCAGGGGUCUUCCAGGCCCACAGGGACCCCGGGGCCCCCCUGGUCCUGCUGGGAUAGGGAAGCCUGGUGAAAACGGCCUGCCAGGUCAGCCAGGUCUGAAAGGUGACCGAGGUUUUCCAGGUGCACCUGGAGCAGUUGGUCUCCCAGGUCCCCAGGGUCUCCCAGGAGAACCUGGAGAAGUUGGCAUUGGCAAGCCUGGGCCAAUGGGACCACCAGGAGCAGCAGGUAUCCCUGGAGCCAAGGGACAUCCUGGACCUGCAGGGUUGCCCGGAUCUCCUGGACUCCCUGGUUUUGGAAAGCCAGGAUUACCAGGGAUGAAGGGACACAGAGGGCCUGAAGGUCCUCCUGGACUUCCAGGACCUAAAGGAGACCAAGGUCCCGCUGGUGUGCCAGGAGAACCAGGGCCGGUCGGGCCACCAGGUAACAUGGGCCCUCAUGGACUCAAAGGUUUGCCUGGUGAGAAUGGCCUACCUGGGCCCAAAGGUGACAUGGGGCCUGCCGGCCACCCGGGAUUCCCAGGGGCCAAGGGGGAACGAGGGCUACCAGGAUUAGAGGGAAAACCAGGAUACCCAGGUGAGCAGGGUCUUGCUGGUCCUAAGGGACACCCAGGUCUCCCCGGUCCAAAAGGUGAUACAGGCCCUGCUGGGCUACCUGGGCUGCCUGGUCCAAUGGGUCCACAAGGAGCCAAGGGAGUGCCAGGAACCAACGGCGAGCCAGGCCCCAGAGGGCCCUCAGGAAUACCUGGGAUCAGAGGUCCCAUUGGCCCCCCUGGCCUGCCAGGAGCCCCUGGUGCGAAGGGUGAGCCAGGAGCACCAGGACUGCCAGGCCCAGCAGGCAUUUCCGCAAAAGGCUUAAGUGGACCCAUGGGACCACCUGGACCCCCCGGGCCUAAAGGCAGCAACGGUGAGCCUGGCUUGCCCGGCCCUCCAGGUCCUCCUGGUCCCCCUGGCCAAGCUGUAAUCCCACAGAUGCCCGAAGGCUACGUUAAAGCGGGAGAGUCUCGGGAGCUAUCAGGGAUAUCUUUCAUAAAAGGAGGAGUAAACCAAGCUCUGACAGGGAUGCCAGUGUCUGCUUUCAGUGUCAUCCUCUCAAAAGCCUACCCUGCAGCAACAGUCCCCAUCAAAUUUGAUAAAAUCUUGUACAAUAGGCAGCAACACUAUGACCCCAGAACAGGAAUCUUCACUUGCAGGACCCCUGGACUGUACUAUUUCUCCUACCACGUACAUGCAAAAGGAACAAAUGUUUGGGUUGCACUCUACAAAAAUGGUUCCCCACUUAUGUACACCUAUGAUGAGUACAAGAAAGGAUACCUUGACCAGGCUUCUGGCAGUGCUGUCAUCGAUCUCAUGGAGAAUGACCAAGUAUGGCUCCAACUGCCCAACUCAGAAUCUAAUGGUCUCUACUCCUCUGACUAUGUUCACUCUUCUUUCUCAGGUUUCCUGUUUGCUCACAUCUAAUAUCCCACUCACCCUGUCCUGACACACUCUCCUUCAGACCUUUUUAACCAGGUACUGAUCUGACUCAUCCUUAGCAGGUCAUGCAACUUCAAUAUUGCAACAGGAAUGGAGGAGAGAGUGAGAAAGUGGAAGAGAGUGGUUCAAGCCUAGUAGAAUAAUAUUGUAUGUUUUUAGAGAAUUGUCAUAAAAAAUAUGUUUUGAAUGAUGAUUAAUUGUCUGACUGAAUGCAACAUAAAAAUUUUAUUAAUUAAUAUAA